Messenger RNA from Halteromyces radiatus, 498 nucleotides. RefSeq lists its product as uncharacterized. Gene Ontology annotation, cellular component: cytoplasm. Bases 128 to 403 code for a protein of 91 amino acids. Lineage: Eukaryota; Fungi; Mucoromycota; Mucoromycetes; Mucorales; Cunninghamellaceae. Gene Ontology annotation, molecular function: protein binding. The record is from RefSeq and is a predicted model, not a curated record. The transcript is spliced from 2 exons.
UUUUUUUUUUUCUUCUUCUUUCUCCCUUUCUUUUCUUUUUCUCACUAUAUCAUUUUUCUCCUUCCUACCCCCUUUCUUUUUUUUUCCACUUUCGGUAUUUUAUAUAUAUCUAUUAUCUUCAUUAUAUAUGACAAGUAUUAUUACCAAUCGUCCACCACUUAUAUCUUAUCCUACUCAUAUCCUUACUUUACAAGAUGUCAUUGUGGAUUCUCCAGUGUUUCGAUCUAAUGUUCAACAUUUGGAAGAUCAAGUAGAUCUAUUUGAAAAAUGGCUAGAAGGCUUUAUACGUGUUUUGAAGUCUUAUAUUGAUGCAUUGACAAAGGUGAAUACACAAACUAGUCAUUUAUUCAAACAACUUGACUCGAACAAGAUGAACUUGGCUUCUAUUGGUAAAUUGAAAUAAAAAUAAAUUCUAUUUUGACUUAAAAAUAAUUUUAUAGAUUCUCAAGUAGCAGGGAUCGUUAUUCAUGCUUUUAGUGGCGCUUUAGAAAGCAGCUU